AUGGAGUCCUCUCCCGAAAUGCAAGCGCUUAUCCGCCUCACCCCAGAAGAGCGAACCUUGAUGCGCACGCCCGGAAAACGUUUCAAUAUAGCAAGAAAAAGGCCAGAAGAAGAACCUCCUAAGCCUCUUGACGACUUCUUCACGCAGGGGUAUCCCCAGUUUAACUUCGUCGCCAGCGCCUCGCCCGAAUCUCAGUGGAAACGACUUGCCCUGUCCGAGCAAUGGUCGCCCGGCAGCCACGAUUAUGCCUCCGCCCGCGCACGAUUCGAGGCCGCCUAUGAUAACCAGUUCAACACGGCAAUAGAUGGCUUUUUCAACCAUUUCGUUGAUUUUGAUUACAACCCGCGUGCCGAGGCCAAAGCAGAAUUCGAACGGCUGCGUCAGAGCAAGCGGUGGUUUGACGAUGGGCAGAAGAAUUUGAACGGCUGGUACAAAUGGGUGGAAUAUAGGAGGGCUCGCGUGAGGUUUUUUAACGCAUUCCGGGACGACUUUUCGUGCUUCUUUGGAAGCGGCGAUGAUGUACGGGAUUGGGUGUUCUUGUGCGACAUUUUGCGUGUUAAGCCCACGCCGAGGACUAUCGAGCACUGCAAAGCUGUAUAUACCCCCCCUCUGAUCCCUCUCUGA
Molecule: messenger RNA, 624 nt
Organism: Morchella sextelata
Lineage: Eukaryota; Fungi; Ascomycota; Pezizomycetes; Pezizales; Morchellaceae
Exons: 1
Coding region: 1-624 (207 amino acids)
Source: RefSeq, a predicted model, not a curated record